AUGAACGCGCAGCUGGACGGCCUGUCGGUGAGCUCGUCCUCCACCGGCUCGCUGGGCUCGGCGGCCGGGGCGGGCGGCGGCGGGGGCACGGGGCUGCGGCUGCUGUCGGCCAAUGUGCGCCAGCUGCACCAGGCGCUGACGGCGCUGCUGAGCGAGGCGGAGCGGGAGCAGUUCACGCACUGCCUGAACGCCUACCACGCGCGCCGCAACGUCUUCGACCUGGUGCGCACCCUGCGCGUGCUGCUGGACAGCCCGGUCAAGCGGCGCCUUCUGCCCAUGCUGCGCCUGGUCAUCCCGCGCUCCGACCAGCUGCUCUUCGACCAGUACACGGCCGAGGGCCUCUACCUGCCCGCCACCACCCCCUACCGGCAGCCCGCCUGGGGCGGCCCCGACGGCGCGGGGCCCGGGGAGGUGCGCCUGGUGAGCCUGCGGCGCGCCAAGGCCCACGAGGGCUUGGGCUUCAGCAUCCGCGGGGGCUCGGAGCAUGGCGUGGGCAUCUAUGUGUCGCUGGUGGAGCCAGGCUCUCUGGCCGAGAAGGAAGGGCUGCGAGUCGGGGACCAGAUUCUGCGUGUCAACGACAAAUCCCUGGCCCGGGUGACCCACGCUGAGGCUGUCAAGGCUCUGAAGGGCUCGAAGAAGCUGGUGCUGUCUGUGUGCUCAGCAGGGCGCAUCCCUGGGGGCUACGUCACCAACCACAUCUACACCUGGGUGGACCCACAGGGCCGCAGCAUCUCCCCGCCCUCAGGCCUGCCCCAGACCCACAGCAACACCCUGAGGCAGCGCGAGGGGGACCCGAGGAGCACCCUGCAUCUCCUGCAAGGCGGGGAUGAGAAAAAGGUGAACCUGGUGCUGGGGGACGGCCGGUCCCUGGGUCUCACAAUCCGCGGGGGAGCCGAGUACGGCCUGGGCAUUUACGUCACCGGCGUGGACCCGGGCUCAGAAGCAGAAAGCAGUGGACUCAAGGUUGGGGACCAGAUUCUGGAGGUGAAUGGGCGGAGCUUUCUCAACAUCCUGCACGACGAGGCGGUCAAGCUGCUCAAGUCUUCGCAGCACCUCAUCCUGACGGUGAAGGACGUCGGGAGGCUGCCCCACGCCCGCACCACUGUGGACGAGACCAAGUGGAUUGCCAGUUCCCGGAUUGGGGACACCAGCACGAACUCGGCAGGGUCUGAUUUUGUCUUUCUCCAUAGGUUUCCUGGGGAUCUUCCCACGGAAGGGACAAACAAGCUGGGGUUCUACAAGGGGCCCGCGGGCUCCCAGGUGACGCUGAGCAGCCUGGGGAACCAGACACGCCUGCUGCUGGAGGAGAAGGCGCGCCACCUGCUGACGGAGCAGGAGUGCGCCACCAUGGCCUACUACCUGGAGGAAUACCGCGGCGGCAGCAUCUCUGUGGAGGCCCUGGCCAUGGCCCUGUUUGAGCUGCUCAACACCCACGGCAAGUUCUCGCUCCUGUCUGAGGUGAGAGGCACCAUCUUCCCCCAAGACCUGGACCGCUUCGACCACCUGGUGCUGAGGCGGGAGAUCGAGUCCAUGAAGGCACGGCAGCCCCCGGGCCCCAGGGCUGGGGACACCUACUCCAUGCUCUCCUACAGCGACAUGGGCUCAUCGACAGGCAGCCAUGGCACCUCCACCACCGUAAGCUCGGCCAGGAACACUCUGGACCUGGAGGAAACUGGUGAGGUUGUCCAGGGCAAUAUGAACACCCUCCCAGAUGUUUCCCUGGACGAUGUGAAAGCCUCCGAGGCGCUGCCGAGCUCCAAGCCGCCGCCUCCCCCACCGCCUCUGGCCCAAGGCCACAACGGGCCGCCCGCGCAGCCGAGGAAGCCGGGGAAAGAGGACCUCCAGCCACCGUCCUCCGCGUCUUCCCACUCGGGCAUCGUCUUCUCGGCCCCCAGGAACCGCAGCCCACGGGCGGGCACCGUGCCUGCCCCGGGGGCCGCCUCAGCACAAGACUCGCCCUCCUCCCCCAUCUAUGCCUCUGUGCCCCCUGCCAAGCCCGGCUCCAAGAGACCGCUGGACGCCCACCUGGCCCUGGUCAGCCAGCACCGCAUCGGCCCCUUCCCGCGAGUCCAGUCGCCCCCGCACCUGAAGAGCCCCCCUGCAGAGGGUGGCUGCCUCCCGCCACCCUCCCCCUCCGGCCAGCCCGACGCGGCGGGCACAAACCAGCACUUCGUCAUGGUGGAGGUGCACCAGCCCGACAGCGAGCCGGACGUGAACGAAGUGAGGGCGCUGCCCCAGGCGCGCACAGGCUCCACACUCUCCCAGCUCUCGGACAGUGGGCAGACCCUGAGCGAGGACAGCGGUGUGGACGCCGGUGAGGCAGAAGCCAGCGCCCCGGGCCGAGGCAGACAGACGGCACCCACCAAGAGUAGGAGUAGCAAGGAGCCACCUCGGGACGAGAGGACCACGGAGGGGGCCGCCAAACCGCCUGGACUCCUGGAGCCCACGUCCACCCUGGUCCGCGUGAAGAAAAGCGCGGCCACCCUGGGCAUUGCCAUCGAGGGUGGUGCCAACACCCGCCAGCCCCUGCCUCGGAUCGUCACGAUUCAGCGAGGUGGUUCAGCCCACAACUGUGGGCAGCUCAAGGUGGGCCACGUGAUCCUGGAAGUGAACGGGCGGACACUUCGGGGCAAGGAGCAUCGGGAGGCGGCGCGCGUCAUCGCGGAGGCCUUCAAGACCAAGGAGCGAGACUACGUCGACUUUCUGGUCACCGAGUUCAAUGUGAUGCUCUAG
This is a messenger RNA of Neomonachus schauinslandi (Hawaiian monk seal), 2733 nucleotides long. RefSeq names its product whirlin (gene WHRN). Bases 1 to 2733 code for a protein of 910 amino acids. The record is from RefSeq and is a predicted model, not a curated record. Gene Ontology annotation, cellular component: photoreceptor inner segment; stereocilium tip; cilium. Lineage: Eukaryota; Metazoa; Chordata; Mammalia; Carnivora; Phocidae. Gene Ontology annotation, molecular function: protein binding. The transcript is spliced from 12 exons. Gene Ontology annotation, biological process: auditory receptor cell stereocilium organization; sensory perception of sound.